Molecule: messenger RNA, 3677 nt
Organism: Salarias fasciatus (jewelled blenny)
Lineage: Eukaryota; Metazoa; Chordata; Actinopteri; Blenniiformes; Blenniidae
Gene: nemf
Product: nuclear export mediator factor
Exons: 32
Coding region: 111-3362 (1083 amino acids)
Biological process (GO): rescue of stalled cytosolic ribosome; ribosome-associated ubiquitin-dependent protein catabolic process
Cellular component (GO): RQC complex
Molecular function (GO): tRNA binding; ribosomal large subunit binding
Source: RefSeq, a predicted model, not a curated record
AGUUACCUGCAUGUUUUUCUGAUUGUGCUCCAGAAAUGUGUAUGACUUUCAUAAGUUUUUCCUAGUUUUCCUUCUUUUCUUGUGUGAUUGUUUCCAGGACACAAGUCACCAUGAAAACAAGGUUCACCACUGUGGAUAUCAGGGCAGUUAUUGCCGAGAUCAAUGCCAACUACAUUGGCAUGAGAGUAAAUAACGUGUAUGACAUCGACAACAAGACGUAUCUCAUCCGUCUGCAGAAGCCUGACAGCAAAGCUGUACUCUUGAUCGAAUCUGGGACUCGGAUUCACUCCACAGACUUUGAAUGGCCCAAGAAUAUGAUGCCUUCAGGCUUUGCCAUGAAAUGUCGGAAGCACCUGAAGACACGCAGACUGGCCCAUGUUAAGCAGCUGGGAAUUGACAGGAUCGUCGAUAUCCAGUUUGGCUCAGACGAGGCUGCCUACCACCUGAUUAUCGAACUGUACGACAGGGGUAACGUCAUCCUCGCGGACCAUGAGUACACAAUCCUGAAUCUGCUGAGGUUCCGUGCAGCAGAUGCCGAAGAUGUGAAGAUUGCCGUGAGAGAGCGGUACCCCAUAGAGAACGCCAGACCUCCUGAGCCUCUCAUCAGUUUGGAGCGACUGACUGAAAUCCUCAGCAAAGCAUCAAAUGGAGAGCAAGUGAAAAGGGUUUUGAACCCUCACCUCCCCUAUGGAGCCACUUUGAUUGAGCACAGUUUGAUCGAAGCAGGACUUUCAGGCUCUGUCAAAGUCGACAGUGAAGCUGAUGUGGCUCAAGUUGCACCUAAAAUCUUGGAGGCCAUGAAGAUUGCGGAAACAUACCUGCAAGAAACUGAGAACUUCAGUGGCAAAGGCUACAUCAUUCAGAAAAGUGAGAAGAAACCAAGCCUCACUCCUGGAAAACCCUGUGAAGAGCUGCUGACAUAUGAUGAGUUCCACCCCUUCCUGUUUGCCCAGCAUGCAAAGAGCUCAUAUUUGGAGUUUGACACAUUCGACAAGGCAGUCGAUGAAUUCUUCUCUAAAAUGGAGAGUCAAAAAAUCGACAUGAAGGCCUUGCAGCAGGAAAAACAGGCUCUGAAGAAGCUGGAGAAUGUCAAGAAAGAUCACGAGCACAGACUGGAGGCCUUGCACCACGCACAGGAAAUCGACAGGUUCAAAGGUGAGCUGGUGGAGAUGAACCUGCCGGUGGUGGAGAGGGCGCUGCAGGUGGUGUGCAGCGCGCUGGCCAACCAGGUGGACUGGACUGAGAUCGGGAUCAUUGUGAAAGAGGCGCAGGCCGCCGGGGACCCCGUGGCCUGCGCCAUCAAGGAGCUGAAGCUGCAGACCAACCAUAUCACCAUGCUGCUGAAGAAUCCUUAUAUCUCCGAGGAGGACCCGGAGGAGGAGGAGAAAAGUGAUGUGGUUCAGGAAAAGGGGAAGAAAAACAAAAAUAAAGACAAGGGACAGAACAAGAAGCCCUCCAAAAACAAGCCCCAGCUGGUGGAUUUGGAUCUUGGCCUUUCAGCUUACGCUAAUGCAAAAAAGUACUACGACUCAAAACGCACUGCUGAGAAGAAGGAACAAAAAACCAUUGAAGCUGCAGAUAAGGCCAUGAAAUCUGCAGAGAAAAAGACACAGCAGACACUUAAGGAAGUCCAGACAGUCACCACCAUUCAGAAGGCCAGGAAGGUCUACUGGUUUGAGAAGUUCUUGUGGUUCAUCAGCUCUGAGAACUAUCUGGUCAUCGCAGGAAGAGACCAGCAGCAGAAUGAGAUGAUCGUGAAGCGUUACCUCCGGGCCGGCGACAUCUACGUUCACGCCGACCUCCACGGGGCAACCAGCUGCGUCAUCAAGAAUCCCUCAGGGGAUCCCAUCCCUCCUCGGACCCUCACUGAAGCCGGCACCAUGGCUAUUUGCUACAGCGCGGCGUGGGACGCCAAGAUCGUCACCAGUGCCUGGUGGGUCCAUCAUCACCAGGUUUCCAAGACGGCUCCCACUGGAGAAUACCUGACCACUGGAAGUUUCAUGAUCAGAGGAAAGAAAAAUUUCCUGCCUCCUUCUUACCUGAUUAUGGGCUUUGGAUUCCUCUUCAAAGUGGACGAGCAGAGCGUGUCGCGGCAUCGAGGAGAGCGCAAAGUGAAAACUGUGGAGGAAGACCUGGAGGAGGUGACGUCCAGGACCGCUGAGCUCCUGGAGGAUGGAGAUGAACUCAUAGAGGACGACAGCAGCAAUGACGAUCCAGGAGAAGAAAGAGGAGACGAUGGAAACCCCAAAGAGGUGAAAAAUAAGACCAAGAAGGAGAACGACAAAGGGAGAGGCGGAGCCAGUGGAGAGACGGACGGCGCUCUGGAGACGCCUGCAGCAGACGGAGGGAGGUUGUCAGAGCAGAGCGCCGCGGAGGCCGAGGAUGAGAGACGCAAAGAGGAGCACAGCGAUGAGGAGCCAGAGGAGGAAGAAGUCAGCUUUCCAGAUACUACCAUUUCCCUCUCUCACUUACAACCCAGCAGGAGCACCGUCCCUGUUUUCAAAAAAGAAACAACCGCACAGGCCGAAGUGGAUUCACAAGGAAAAAAACACAUGACUGCCAAACAGAGGAGAGAGGAGAAGAAGAAGAAGCAGAAAACGGAAGGCGUGGACACUGAGGGGAAGAAUGAGAUUUCAUCUGGUGGAUCAGCAGCAGAUCAGGGGUCCAAAAGUGGAGGAGGGCCCUCCCAGCAGCCCCUGAAGAGGGGUCAAAAGAACAAGCUGAAGAAGAUCAAAGAGAAGUAUAAAGACCAGGAUGAAGAGGACAGAGAGCUGAUGAUGCAGCUGCUCGGGUCCGCCGGCUCUGCAAAGGACGAGAAGGAGAAGGGCAAGAAAGGAAAGAAGGGGAAGGGGAAAGACGAGCCCGUCAGGAAGCCGCCGCCUCAGAAACAACAGCAGAAAGCCCAGCCUGCGGAGGCCGCGGUGAAGACGGCGCAGCAGACAGGGGGGGAGGAGGCGGAGGAGGAGGAGGGCAGGCAGCCCAGAGAGGACGGGGCUCCUGCAGACCAGGACGACAAGGAAGACGAUGUCGAUCAGGACAACCCCGGAGCAGAGGAAGCAGAGAACCUGCUCACCUCUCUGACCGGCCAGCCUCACAUGGAGGACGUGCUGCUGUUCGCCGUGCCCGUCUGUGCUCCGUACACGGCGCUCUCCAACUACAAGCACAAAGUGAAGCUGACGCCUGGCUCUCAGAAAAAAGGAAAAGCUGCUCGCACCGCUGUGCUCAGCUUCAUGAAAGCCAAAGAGGCCUCAUCCAGAGAAAAAGACCUGUUCCGCAGCGUCAAGGACUCGGAUUUGUCCAGAAACAUGCCAGGAAAAGUGAAGGUUUCCGCUCCAAACCUCCUCGCUGCCAAGAAGAAAUGAGGGAAGACGAACUGACGAGAAGUGGUGGGGGUGAAAAAAAAAGUAACUUGCUCAUGGGCACAGAGCUGCGGUUUAAUUCUGUUCAGUGGCUGCAGAGUUCGAUAAAACAAAGACAUGCGGCUGCAGGGCCACCGAUCACCCUGCAGCUUUGUUUGAAUAUCGAUUCCUUUAUUUUUAAGAUUGUAUUUGUUGAUCGACGACCUGUAAAUGAACAAAGCUGGACGACAAAGAACGCAACACGGUCAUGUGUUUAUUCUUUAAAGUACAAACUGUACAUUGCAAUAAGAGUAUGCGUUGUGUCCUACGAUAAAAAAA